Messenger RNA from Plectropomus leopardus (leopard coralgrouper), 801 nucleotides. It is a transcript of the gene cabp2b, whose product is annotated as calcium binding protein 2b. Lineage: Eukaryota; Metazoa; Chordata; Actinopteri; Perciformes; Serranidae. Gene Ontology annotation, cellular component: cytoplasm. Gene Ontology annotation, molecular function: calcium ion binding; calcium channel regulator activity. The record is from RefSeq and is a predicted model, not a curated record.
AUGUUCAUGAUCAUUCGAGAGCCGACCGCCGCAGGAGGCGGUGCUGGAGCCAUGAGCGCGCCAACGGAGAGGAGUGCAAAACAGGUGCAGGCCGCCAUCAAGAAGAAGCUUGAGAAGCAGAAGAAGCGAACCGGCGAUGGCGGUGUUGCAGACAUUCAAACUGCUGCACCUCUUCGCCAGCUGAAAUCCACUCAGUUUCCCCAGAUGACAGCGGCGGCCGCUGAGGACAGAGAGAUGCUGGACGAGGAGCUGGAGGAGCUGAUGGAGGGACGACAUGGGAGAGAGAAGGAGAAAGAGGAGGAGGGGGAGCCUGUCGACCUGCUGCCCAUCGUGGACUCUGUGUUCGGACAGGACAGAGAGCUGAGACCAGAGGAGAUUGACGAGCUCCGUGAGGCAUUUGUGGAGUUUGAUAGAAACAAAAAGGGCUACAUCAGUCACAAGGACCUGGGGGAGUGUAUGAGGACGAUGGGAUACAUGCCGACAGAGAUGGAGCUCAUCGAACUGAGCCAGCAGAUCUGUGGAGGUAAAGUGGACUUUGAGGACUUUGUGGAGCUGAUGGGACCCAAGAUGUUGGCUGAGACCGCAGACAUGAUCGGAGUCAAAGAACUACGAGAUGCAUUUAAAGAGUUUGACGCUAACGGUGACGGCCAGAUCAGUUUAACAGAGCUGCGUGAGGCCAUGAAGAAGCUGAUGGGAGAACAGGUCACCAACAGAGAGAUCAAUGAGAUCCUCCGAGAUGUCGACCUCAACGGAGACGGCCUGGUGGACUUUGAGGAGUUUGUGCGAAUGAUGUCCCGCUGA